UAUCGCUAUGCAGGCCUCCGGGCCCGGGAGGGCGGCGGCAAGGGGAGGCGGCGGCGGGGGCCGCGCUGCCGAGCCGGCCCGGUACAGCCCGGGGACCCGGGAGCUGCUAAGAGUGAUGAUGGAGGAGUCGAAGCUAACACGUUUCCAGAGGCGACACCUGAUGGACUGUGUGAAACGAGGAGGUACUCUGCCCCUCCAGUUCCACCUCACACCCAGCAAAGAGCCAGAGCUUGCAGCACCUGCUUUCCCCCCACCAGUCUCCCAGCGCAGCAGGCUUGCAGCUAAGCCACACCUCCGGCCUGCCAAGGUCUGCCAGGCAGGAGAUGCCUACGUCCGAGAGAAGUUCAGGCCACGGGCAAGGCGAGAUUUGGAAAAGGAGAAGCAAAGGCUCCAAAACAUCUUAGCAACAGGGAAGGAUGUGGUGAAGUGCAACAUGAAGCAGACUCAGGUUGAGACAAAGGAAGAGGAGAUGCCUGAGCCUGACCGCUUUGAAGAAUUGGUGAAUGAAGUUCAGGAGAGGAGGGAAUUCCUGGCAGAGAUGGAAGCUCUGGGACAGGGCAAGAAGUAUCGAAGCAUUGUCCUCACUGAAAUCUCACAGAAAAUGCGUGAGAUGGAGAUCAUUGACAAGAAGAGAAGUGAGGAAGUAAGAGAGAGCAUGACAAAAGACUUCCCUAGUGGGAACAAACACGAUCCCCAUGACCAGACCGAGGGAAGAACACAAGUGCAGUUUGUUCCCACCUGUUCUUCCUAGACUCUUGGCAUCAGAGGCUGGAGGGCAUGCCUGUGCCUGUACCCAAAGAGGGGCCAGCACCACCUGUUGCCUAAAGCCAGAAGGCAGGAGCAACUUGUAAGUAACUGGUGACAGAAUAAAGCUGUCACAAGAUGCUACCCACACCCUGGAUCCCUUUUUGCUCAGCUGUUUUAGAGAUGAAAGCAGACAGCAGUGGCUACCAAAACAUGACAAAGCAGAGCCUCCUUCAGCCUAUGCAAUGCCUUAGAGGACAGCAAUCCACCCAUAGAAACCUCACUCCUUUCCAUCCACCCAGAGGUGGAGCUCUCUUGUAACAGCACAAUGCUAAUGUGUGCUCCAGUGCACAUCUAU
Molecule: messenger RNA, 1102 nt
Organism: Dryobates pubescens (Downy woodpecker)
Lineage: Eukaryota; Metazoa; Chordata; Aves; Piciformes; Picidae
Gene: C15H22orf23
Product: chromosome 15 C22orf23 homolog
Exons: 6
Coding region: 8-751 (247 amino acids)
Source: RefSeq, a predicted model, not a curated record